Andrographis paniculata is the source of this 1103-nucleotide messenger RNA. Its product is annotated as universal stress protein PHOS32. NCBI's taxonomy places the organism in Eukaryota, Viridiplantae, Streptophyta, Magnoliopsida, Lamiales, Acanthaceae. Bases 310 to 798 code for a protein of 162 amino acids. The transcript has 4 exons. The record is from RefSeq and is a predicted model, not a curated record.
GGCAGGGCAGACACAGCUGGCAGUUGGCACACGCACUAAAAGGUCACUCACUCUCUUGCUCCAGUGCCUGCUUGCCUGUGUUACGUCGUCAUCACAUCAGUGAUUCAUCCCACCAAGUUUAAUAGAGCUAUCUAUAACUCCACCCCUCUCUUCCUCUUUCGCUUUACACUAUUUCUCGUGUCGCUGCUCUUGUUUUAUAUAUAUAUAUAUAUAUAUAUAAUUUAAAGAAGAUAAGAGAAGAGAGGAGAGGAGAAAUAUUGUUCAAUUCUCCGAAAAGUUUUGAUUUUUGUAUCUGUGUCGAGUCGAGUGAUGGCUGACUGCAGGAGAGUGGGUGUGGCAGUUGAUUUCUCGCCCUGCAGCAGGAAAGCCCUCAAAUGGGCUGUGGAUAACCUUGUGCGCACCGGGGAUCACCUCAUCCUCGUCACCGUCCGCCAUGAAGGUUACUAUGAGUCCGGCGAGAUGCAGCUUUGGGAGGCCACCGGUUCUCCCCUGAUUCCUCUGAGCGAAUUUGCGGAUCCCCACAUCAUGAAGAAGAAGUAUGAAGUCGAGGCUGAUCCUGAAACACUUGAUAUCGUCUCCACGGCAUCUAGGCAGAAAGAGAUUACUGUGCUGAUGAAAAUUUUCUGGGGUGAUGCCCGAGAGAAGAUCUGCGAAUCAGUUGACAACAUCCCCCUGGACUGCCUGGUCAUUGGGAAUAGAGGCCUUGGCAAGAUCAAAAGGGCCAUCAUGGGCAGCGUAAGCAACUUUGUGGUGAACAAUGCUACGUGCCCCGUUACUGUCGUGAAAAGCCAUGACUAGGCCAGGCUGGGUUGAGGAAGAGGAAGAAGAAGAAGAGGAAGAGGAGGAGGAUUCCUGCUGUUGUCUGGCUAGCUCAGGAUAUUCUUCUACUAGAAUAAAAAAUAAAUGAUUUAUGUUUGCUGUUGUUGUUGUAUCGUCGACUGUGUCUGUCUGCCUUGUCUAUGACUGUAUUUGCACGCAUGGUGAUCAUUCUUGCUGUAAUUGAGAGAGAGACGGGGCUUCUUGAGCACUUAAAAGUUAUGUAUAUGUGAGUGACUCCUUUUGACAAGAACUCCCUUAAUCUAGCAAGCAUGCCUAAAUGCAUA